AUGCUCGUCCGCCAGACAGCUCUCACACUCGCGCGCAGAGGCACCCGAACCCUCGCAACAACCGCCAUCCGCUCUCACACACCGCUCACCGAAACCUGCUCGUCUCCCCACUUCUUCGACGCCGUCCACAAGGGCACGAUCCCGUCUUUUCGACUGCUCGGACCGGAUGGAGUCUUGGUCAAAGAUGCGGAGGAGGAGUGGGUCCAGCGCGCGAAGGGGGAGGAUGGGGAGAAGUUGAAGAGGAUGCUUGAGGUCAUGACUAUGCUGCCCAUCCUCGACCAAAUCCUCUACUCCUCGCAACGACAAGGCCGCAUCUCCUUCUACAUGACCGGUUACGGCGAAGAAGGGACGGUCGUGGGUUCCGCCGCAGCGUGGGAGAACGACGACGAGGUCUUUGCCCAGUACCGCGAAGUCGGAGUCCUCAUCUGGCGAGACUACCCAUUGUCGAGCUUGAUGGCGCAAGUGUUCUCGACUGCUUCCGAUAUCGCGACCAAGGGUCGCCAAAUGCCCGUCCACUACGGCUCGCGCGAGCACCAUUUCCACACAAUCUCCUCGCCUCUCGGUACACAACUACCACAAGCUGCGGGGGCCGCCUACGCGCUCAAGCGAACGCCUGGACGCGAGAACUCGUGCGUGGUUUGCUAUGCGGGCGAGGGCGCGACGAGCGAGGGUGACUUUCAUGCGGGCCUGAACAUGGCGAGCGUCCUCGGCGGUCCGCUUGUCUACGUUGUCCGAAACAACGGCUUCGCCAUCUCGACCCCCGUCUCGCAGCAGUACGCCGGCGACAGCAUCGCUGCUCGCGGACCCGGCUACGGCAUCGAGACCGUCCGUGUAGACGGCAAUGACCCGCUCGCUGUCUACUUGGCGUGCAAGGAGGCGCGACGGAAGGCCGUUGAGGGACAGAAGCCGGUCUUGGUCGAGGCCAUGACCUACCGCGUCGGACACCACUCCACAUCGGACGACUCCUCCGCCUACCGCUCGCUCUCCGCCGUCGAGUCGGUCAAGAAGCUCGAUUCGCCCAUCCACCGUCUGCGCCGCUACCUCGAGUCGCUCUCGCCCGCUCUCUGGUCCGCCGAGCACGACGCCAAGAUCAAAGACGAGAGCAAGCGCGCGAUUUUGCGCGAGUUCAGCAAGGCCGAGAAGGAGAAGAAGCCGCAGCUCGCGGAGAUGUUUGGCGAUGUCUUCGCGCCGGUGCAGGGGGAGGAGGGACAGCGGUAUGGAGGUCUUGAGCGACCGCAGUAUGAGCAGAAGGCGGAGUUGAAGCGGUUGAUUGAGAAGUGGGGCGAGACGCAGACUUGGAAGAAGGAGCUCGAGAAGUUCGCGGGGGGUAAAGAAGCGGUCGCGAAGUGGUAG
Molecule: messenger RNA, 1353 nt
Organism: Rhodotorula toruloides NP11
Lineage: Eukaryota; Fungi; Basidiomycota; Microbotryomycetes; Sporidiobolales; Sporidiobolaceae
Product: 2-oxoisovalerate dehydrogenase E1 component, alpha subunit
Exons: 8
Coding region: 1-1353 (450 amino acids)
Biological process (GO): branched-chain amino acid catabolic process
Molecular function (GO): oxidoreductase activity, acting on the aldehyde or oxo group of donors, disulfide as acceptor
Source: RefSeq, a predicted model, not a curated record